Molecule: messenger RNA, 888 nt
Organism: Talpa occidentalis (Iberian mole)
Lineage: Eukaryota; Metazoa; Chordata; Mammalia; Eulipotyphla; Talpidae
Gene: FBXO36
Product: F-box protein 36
Exons: 4
Coding region: 152-718 (188 amino acids)
Molecular function (GO): protein binding
Source: RefSeq, a predicted model, not a curated record
GUGGCCCUCGGGAGACGGGACGACACCCCCAGCGAGCCACCCCCGGCCGGCUCGGAAGCGGGGUUCGAUUUAAACUAGGGCUCUGGCCCCCUGACCCCCAGCAAGCCCCGCCCCUUCCUGGUUGUCUUGGCGACGGCGGUGGCGUCCCAAGAUGGCGUCGUGGCUGCCGGAGACGCUGUUCGAAAUUGUAGGACAAGGCCGGGCGCCGAGCAAGGACUAUUACCAGUUAGUGGUCACCAGGUCCCAGGUAAUCUUUAGAUGGUGGAAGAUCUCUUUGAGGAGUGAGUAUCGAUCAACAAAACCUGGAGAAGUAAAAGAAAACCAUGAAUACUUCCUCGAGAACGCAAAUCUUCAAGUUCAAGUUGCCUUAAUAUUUGGUGGAAGAAUAUUAGACUAUAUCUCUAAUUUAUGCAGAGGUAAAUUUGACUACCUAGAGCGGCUCUCAGACACUUUGCUCCUGCAUAUCAUCUCUUAUCUGGAUCUUGAAGACAUCGCCAGUCUUUCUCAAACAUCACGGAGAUUUGCAAAGCUGUGCAUGUCGGACACACUGUGGGAGCAGAUAGUCCGGCUGGCCUGCGACAAUAUCACCUCCGACAUGAGGGCGCUGGCCUUGGACAUCGGCUGGCGACAGAUAUUCUUCACCAACAAGCUGCAGCUCCAGCGGCAGCUCCGCCGGAGGAAACAGAACAGGAAGCCGACAGGAGCGCCAGUCAUCUGAGGGAAAAACUUCCCUCCCUGCAGCAGACGUGAGGCAAAUGUGUCCAAAUCCCUGUUUCCUUUGACUCAGAACUCAGGGGAAAAGUAAAAUACUGAUAUUUUGUGAUGAUUUCUAGUUCAAUGGUAGCAAAUAAGAACAUUUCAUUUACAAACUAAAAAUAAAUUAUUUUA